Plodia interpunctella (Indianmeal moth) is the source of this 2309-nucleotide messenger RNA. It is a transcript of the gene elB, whose product is annotated as elbow B. NCBI's taxonomy places the organism in Eukaryota, Metazoa, Arthropoda, Insecta, Lepidoptera, Pyralidae. Gene Ontology annotation, biological process: negative regulation of DNA-templated transcription. The coding region runs from base 279 to 1544 and encodes 421 amino acids. The transcript has 2 exons. The record is from RefSeq and is a predicted model, not a curated record. Gene Ontology annotation, cellular component: nucleus.
AAACAGCGGUGGGGAUAAGACGGCAAAGCUCCCGCAAAGUACACAAAAUGCAAAAAUGGCGCGGCGACGAGUGACAAGAUGACAGGGAGGGGGGCACGUCACAGUCAGUCUUACGCCGUCCGUCGAGCGGAACGCACGCAUUUCGUGUUCCUGAGCGCUCGUAAUUGUGUCUUGUGAAUGGAUGACGUGCUGACAGCAGCUGGGUUUUGUGUUGUGAUUAGUUCAGUGUGUGGAUAAAUAUUUCUAAGCUGGAAAAGGAUCACGGAUUGUGGAGCAAUAUGCUCACGUCAAGCAAUCAGUAUUUACGGCCGGACUACCUGUCGCCGCUCCCGACCACGCUCGACGCGAAAAAGAGCCCGUUGGCGCUUCUGGCGCAAACCUGCAGCGCUAUCGGUGCGGAUUCACCCAACCCGAAACUCAUAUCCGCUGCGGAAAAGGCCAGCAAGAAGUACGAUGACAAACCCGUGCACAAUGACAACAAACCCAGCUUCAAGCCUUAUGAAUCGUGCCUAACAGCGAGAGAAAAGACUAGAACGCCAGAAGAUCGAGCUUCAGUUGGAAAUUCACACUCGAAAACGCCUCUGUCUUCGAAAGGAAGCGCAUCGACGACCCCAGUACAAGCGCGAUGCAGUAGUAAUCAGAGCUCAUCAUCACAAAGAACACCUCCUCCGGCGCACAGUAGAAAAACUCCAUCAGAAAAGUCGGAAGAAAGAUCAAGCCCUCUCCACGGCUCUCCAGUUCCGACCAAAUCUAAUUCAGAUUCUAUUAGUAGCUCUUCAGCUUCAAAGUUACCGUUCACACCCACCUCUUUAUCAUCAAGUGCAGACACCAAAGAACCUUCAAGUUUUAAACCAAGUGUACCAGUGACUUCAUCGGCUUUCCUUGGUGGAUUGCCGCCUACCGGGUUUCCACUCGGAAUGGAUUUAAUGACAAGUAGUUUAAUGGCAGCCCAACACCACGCUUUAAAAAAUGGACUGAAUCCAUACUUGGCAUACGCCAGAAUGAAAGCACCUGGAAGUGACCUGGCCAUCUGCAGAGACCCUUACUGCACAGGAUGUUCUCUAAGUUCACAUUUGCUCAAAUCUGCGGUGUGUCCUGCAGGUUGCACUCAGUGUGACCAUGCUAAAACACCAUUCCCAUUACCGUCUGGUCAUCCUGCAGCUGCCGCGUAUGCCCAUGCUCAGUUAGCGGCUUUAGCUGCAGCUUCUCAGUUGCCUUUCGUCUGUAGUUGGAUGGCAGGGGAGUCUGCUUAUUGUGGCAAGCGAUUUGGAACCUCAGAAGAGUUAUUGCAGCACCUGAGAUCCCACACUGCCAGUGGAGAGUCUAGUCCGAGCCUGUCUAUGUUAAGUGCAACCCACCCAUUACUACAAAGGACUUAUCCCACUCCACCGCUGUCUCCAUUGACCCCACGUUUUCAUCCAUACAGUAAGCCGUCUCAUCUAGUAUCUUCGCCUCCUCUGCCAUUCCCGUUGCCUCCUCAUCCAUCUCUAGCAGCGUAUUUCCCCUCGUAUCCUCUAUUCGGUCCUCGUCCUCUCCACCCUUGAGGACCAUCGGCGCUCCACACGAACAAAAAGGGGGGCGCCGAUCAUUAACGCCCAUGCCAAAAGGACAUUCGGAACCGGAGUGUAUACAUAUAGGUUAGUGACCCCGCGUUUCUAGUCGGCUCAUAUCAAUAUCAUCGAUGGACGAAGUGCCGUAGUGGCCGCGACAGCUGUGAUCUCUAUAAUAAUCAUAAUAAUGUUUAGUGCACUGAAAACUCGUAGCUUUCGGCGUGAGUGGAUCAUAUUUUCUAGUUAGACUAACGAAAUUUUUAUGUACCAAAUCUAUAGAUUGUAAUUUAAAUUUGUAAUUUAAGUUGUUGCAAUUAGAGGAUUGUUGUUUUGAUUGUGUUUGUAUUUUUAAAUGACGAGGUAACUUGCUCCAUUGCAUAUCUUUGUAAAAACUUCGCAUUAUUGACUGAAACUUUCAAUGGACACCAUGUUUCAAAGAGUUUUUCCACAACAUAAUCACUUGUUGUUUAUCUGUUAUACGUAUCGCAAUGUUCUAUUACUUAACUGAUAAGAUCGUAGAUGAAUCUCACAUUUUGAAAUUUACAUAAUGCUUGCAAAAUAUUUAUUUUUGUGAACGGAUGUAUAAUUAUAAUAACUAUCAAAUUUCUGAUGAAAUAACAUGAUUAAGUGUUAAACAAGCUUAACUGUCUGUUAUGGAUUAUAUUAAAUACUGGAUAUCCACAAGUAUCUGUUGAAAUAAAGAUUUAUUGUUAUAAUGGACAUAAAAUGAAAAAAAAUAUACGUAAAUAUUUAAUUUGA